AAAUGCCCAGCAGCAUAUACAUUCGCUUAUAUGAACCUAAUUCUGUGUUCUUAAAUAUUAGGGUUCAAGCUUGCCUCAGUGUGCUCCCAAAGCAGCACUCCCCCCAACAUGUACAAAGGCCUAAGAUACGCCCCACAGCUAAAAUCCUUGACUUUCCUCCUCCCAUGUGCAACUCCUCCACCUGCUGUGUGCCCGGAACUGUAGAUAGCCCAGCAGUAGGCAAAGUGAUAAAGACAGACUGUUCUCAUGAUGAGGAUGAGUUUGAUCUAACGGCAAACUCUUAGAAAUAUUAGGCGAAGGAAACGGUUAUAUCAACAUCUAAUAGGAAUGUCUCAUGGCAAAUUAUUAUUGAACUUUCUUCUGCUUAGCUCUGCAUUAACUCUACCAGUUGUCCACCUUGAAGGCAUCACCUGUGCGUUAUAUGAGAACUCCUCUUCCAGUGUCAGCUUCCCUGUCUCCAACUUUGGGGAGCUACAAGGACCCGGAAAGAUAUACUGCAAGGAGAGCAAUUGUUGUGUGGGUCUAUGGAGUCUGUUCAGUGGGGAACUUCAGCCAGUCAUAUUAGGCUGCUAUCCAAAAAAUGCCGUGUGCAGGUCAGCACUCUGCAAUCCCGUGAGAAUCCAGUCCCAGUAUCACUGCUUCUGUUCAUCAGACAUGUGCAAUGCAAACAUUACCCAUCCCCAAAAACCCAUGAUCUCCCGUGAUUAUUCUUAUGUUUUUGUGACUACCAGCUUCCUGAUUCUAUGUGUAUUUGGGAUCAUUAUAGUGCUGAGAAAACGUAAACACCUAGACCAUUUCAUUAGAAAAAGCCAAGAGGAGCUGGAGCUGCAGGAUGUGAUCAAAGGAGAAGAGAAUGUACCCCCAACAGCACCAGUGGAUGGGCUCACCAUACUCCAGGCACUCAAAGAGGAUGGUUUGUCGGUAAAGUUAAGUCUUGGGAUUUUACAUGGGAGAAAUGUGGUCAUAAAGUGCUUUCCAUCAGCCCUAAGAGAGCAGUACAAACAAGAAUGCAGGAUCCUCAGCCUCUUGACUCCUCUUCGUCACAAGAACAUAGUUCAUCUCCUUAAAGCUGGCUCUUCUAGCAUCCUGAAGGAACAUUAUCUUCUGGUUCUGCAGCAUUAUCCUAAAGGCUCUCUCAGAAGUUACUUGACGCAUUCUACCACGAACUGGAUGAAAGCUUGCCGAAUGGCAACAUCCCUAGCCAGAGGACUGGCAUUCCUACAUGCAGACAUAUGGAAAGAAGAUACAUACAAACCACCAAUUGCCCAUCGGGAUCUCAGCAGUGAAAACAUCCUGGUAACGUCUGAUUCCUUGUGUGUAAUCUCAGACUUUGGACUUUCUGUUGUAUUGGAAGGACAAAAGAUAAUGAAAAGAAACACAGAGGACCCAGCUAUCAAUAUGACAGGUACGCUGAGGUAUAUGUCUCCAGAGAUGCUGGAUGGAUCUUUGAAUCUUGUAUUAUGGGAGCUUGCUCUGACCCAGGCUGAUGUCUAUUCACUUGGACUCUUACUAUGGGAAAUAUUCAGUCGUUGUAAUGACUUAUAUGCAGAUCAAAGUGCACCUGAGUUCCAAGUGGUGUUCUUGGAAGAACUGGGUCCAAAUCCUACUCUGCAUGAGCUGCAAUCGUUGAUAGUUGAAAAUAAGAGGCGGCCACAGCUUCCUAAAACCUGGGGCACUAAUAUCAAGCUUGUUGGAGCCCUCUGGGAGACUCUGGAAGAUUGCUGGGAUCCUGAUUCUGAGGCUCGGCUGACAGCUCAGUGUGCAGAGGAGAGACUCACCAAGCUCUGUAACCCACAAUGCUGAACAGAGGCACCGAAACUCAUACUGAGUGGCUUGAAAUGAACAACUGUUGUGAAGCACAGUUGUCAAUGCCAUUACUGUGUAGACAUCAUGGAUAUAUUAAUACUGCCAAUAUUUACAUUAAAACACAAUUAAUACAAAGACCAUUUUUAUUGUUGUUGACAGUUAAGUCUCAGCAUUUGGCUU
Molecule: messenger RNA, 1986 nt
Organism: Xenopus laevis (African clawed frog)
Lineage: Eukaryota; Metazoa; Chordata; Amphibia; Anura; Pipidae
Gene: amhr2.S
Product: anti-Muellerian hormone type-2 receptor-like
Exons: 11
Coding region: 328-1803 (491 amino acids)
Source: RefSeq, a predicted model, not a curated record